Molecule: messenger RNA, 2980 nt
Organism: Porites lobata
Lineage: Eukaryota; Metazoa; Cnidaria; Anthozoa; Scleractinia; Poritidae
Source: the annotation of a GenBank genome assembly
AUGAGUUAUGUUUUGAACAAGCUAAAUACAAAGAAAGAUGUGGAUAAUGCGAUCAAGAGUUGUGAAGACAAAGUCCUUGUGCUGAGAUUUGGGCGAGAUGCUGACACAGUCUGUCAACAGCUGGACGAUAUUGUAAGAAAAAGUGACCCGCUCAGUAUCCUUGAUGAUCAUACGGCCAUCAUUGCCUGUUUAUUUUGUCGUGAUAACUAUUUUUGCGAGCAUCAUACGCAUAGAGGUUAAAAGCAAAUUUAACUAGCCUGAAUUUCAGACAUUCUGUCGAGUUGCAUACUCCUCUAAGGGACGUCAGACGUCCCUGAGAGGAUUAUGCGACUCGAAGGAAUGUCUGUAAUUCAGGCUACAUAUUUACUGCACAGUUAAUCCAGCUGCGCCCAUGAUCCCCCCGCUCCCCCCACGGGCUAACGCCCCCCCCCCCCCAGGCAUUAGCAUUUUUUCUCGUUGGAUAUCAAAUUCCUGGGGGCUGGGACACAUAAGCUGCCAAAUGCUCUACAGUGGGGACAAGAAAAGGGGACACAUGCCCUGUCCUCAAUCAACACUGCAGCAGUUUUCAUUGAUCACACAGUCAAGAAGUACCACUUCAAGCAUUUGAAUGUGCAAAAUCAAGAAAUGCAUUCAACACUAAAAGAAAGGGGGAUAGCCUAAGGAAAAAAGUACAUGCAUAAAAUCAAGAAAACAUGCCUUUAAAAACUGAUACAAUUUCUUCCCGUCCUUGAUAGAUGGGCCAAUAUGCUUGUGUUUACUGUAAAAUCCUCUAUGUUAAAUUAUAUUUGAAAAGGAAACCACAUGAGUAUCAAAAGCUGGGAGGUGGCCCCUGGGUUGGCAAAUGCCCAACUCCCAGGCCAUGUAAAAAUUGCUAAUGACCCAACCCCGGGACUGACAAGGCGGGAAAAUGCUCUGCAGUAGCCGGGGGAGGGGGGGAAGGGAUGGGCACAGCUGGUAUUGGCUGAUGUGUAACUACAUCAGAAAAGCUUGUAGAAUUGAAGGAGUGGUCAAAUUUCUGGUCAGCGUCAGGCAUUGCUUAGCUCCUCUUCAUUCUUAGUGAAAAUGUCAUUUUGUCUAUUUUUUUAAAUUUUAUAAUUCCUUACAAAGCCAAGGUUUAUAAAUUUGUCAGACACGCAGUGUGGAGAUUGCAUUUUUUUUCCAAUUUGGCAACCCAAGUAAAACCAACAGUCUUUGCAGUUUGCAUUUAAAAAUCAAAUAGGACAAUAAAACAAAAACAGAAGAAGAUGAAAGAACAACGAGUCCUCACAACAGGAUAUUUGUGGCUAGUCACCCAACCGGUUCUAAGCCCUGCCCAACAUACCCAAACUUGAGUGCCACAUUGAGGAGGGUUUGCAAGACACAUUUUUUCGUAUAUGAUUACAAGUUUGAAGUGAAAGAAAAUAAAAUUAAUUUAAUCCAAGAAUAAAAUGAACCUUGAAAUAUACAGACUGAAUUUUGUUCUGAAAUGUAUGACUAAUGUUAAUUUAUAUGUGAUAAAAUGUGAUAUUUUAGAGAUUUAGAGUGACAUUUGCAGCAAAUGCCAAACAUCAGAUUCAAGUUCAGAAUUUCUCAAAAUAGAAAACAUGCUUCAAAAAACAGUCCAAAGCGAUUGCUAUAGGCAAAAGUAACGUAAAUGUACUAAUUUUUGGGUAGAAGUAAUAGACAGUAAAAGACAUUUUAAGGGAAAACUUGGUCACGUGUUACAAAUAGUAUUUCACAUUUGCUGUUUUCCAUAAACCUGACUGUAAAUCUCUCUAUUUUAAUGCCUUAUUUUACCUUGACAACCUAGCUGGCCAAGACUUCUCAUGAUGUUUCUCGCAUGGCUGAUAUAUUCAUUGUGGAUGUAGAUGCAGUGCCUGUCUAUACACGCUAUUUUGAUAUCUCUCUGAUUCCAUCUACUGUGUUUUUCUUUAAUGGACAACACAUGAAAGUAGACUAUGGGUAAGGCUUUGUUACAGCAACUGGAAAUUUACAAAAGAGGUUAUGUGCUUAUCAGCAGCUAUCCUGGGUGGUCAACUGUGGGGAAAUACGUGGGCAUGAGGUGGGAUUUGUUGAUAGUUGCUGCAACUUUUUAGUAGAGGACAUGGGGAUUGGAUCACUUUCGCACUUUGUUGUACAAAUAUAUCUGCGGAAAGACCCAAAGCAUUUUGAAUGCACCUAGCAGUCGAGAAGGAAAAUUUUAAUUAAUAAUAUUAUUAUUGUUCUUGGGUGGCAGGAUUUCUGAACAUCUUUGUGCAAAUGCCUGGGUUCCCCUGCAUUAAUCAAUGCGUUUAAAUAAGUGCAUUAAUCAUUGCGUUUACUGCAAAUAGGAAACAGCAAAUACCUUAAGUUCAACAACCUAUGAAAUGUUUUCAGACAGCAGCCAAAAUAACUGAUGAGUUUAUGAAUUUUCUUCAUGCAGUAGACAAGUAAAAAAAGGUUUAAUUUUUUUAGAUUUAUUUUAAAAGCUUGUUUGGUAUUUUAUCUUUACAAUUUUCUUAAUUUCUUAUUCUUUUUCUUUCCUCUCAGCACACCUGACCACACAAAAUUUAUUGGAAGCUUCAAAACUAAACAGGAUUUCAUUGAUCUUGUGGAAGUGAUCCUGCGAGGAGCACUGAGAGGAAAACUGAUUGUAACAAGCCCCAUCGAUCCACAGAACAUUCCUAAAUACAACCUAAUAUACAAUGACAUUUAACCGUUUCACUUUUAAGGGUCAAUGUUUUACUAUUACUGUAGCAAUUUUCUGUAUCCUCAUCAGCUCCGUAAGGUUUUUGUCUUAAGAAAGCAAGCAAUGAAAAUAAUGAUGUCUUCUCUCUGAUCAAUAAUAGUGUUUAUAAUGAAAAGUAGGGACCAAUUUAUUGAAAUAGAGUUCAUUGAAGCUAUAGAUGCAAAUUUUGUAUGUACAAAACGAAAGUGUGAAAAAAAUCCAGACUAUUAACGAUGACAUCUAUUAAAUAAUGACAAAUAACCAGUCACUGUAUCAUAUAAUAUUCCCAUCUCA